AUGACCAUCCAGCGUAAUCAACAGCUCAACGACAAACAAAUAGCUCAACCCGGCCGCCAUGAGCAAGAGCUGUCCAAGCCUCAUAAGAAUCUCCACCUGAGUGUCCUGAGCGACUGGCAACUGAGCAGGCUUUACUUGCUGAAGAAUGGUAUGACCCAUGCAUCCAACAUGCAAGUCCCCGGAACAUCAAAUCGUGAGCCAGCCAUAGGCACCUCCACUGCAGCAACAACUGGCCAGAGCCUGUAUGAAAUUGCGGGCGUGCUCAAGAGACAUAGCAAAGUUCAAGGGCGGAAAAGCGCGAUAACCGAUCCAGACCCAGCCAACAACCCUUACCCCAUCCCGGAGGCAACUUAUCCUUCUGUCCUCACCACGAGCCUUGUCCAGCCCCCGAUAAUGGAAGAGCAGCACUUCCGAAAUCCACGACGCCAAGUUACAUGGGAAGACGCUCGGAGAUGGGAAAUCGAUCCAGAGCUGGAUCUAAGUCAAUGGAAUCCUGACAAAGAUCCAAUCACCAAUUUCGGUGCCGCAUACGACGCUUCCUCAUUUGGCAAAUGGGCUCGUCGUUUCGUUGUUGGUAAUUACGGGCCCAGGAGUUCCAUUUCCAAAGCGGCUCAGAUGCUUGAGGAUUGCCUUUACGAUUUGUAUCUCCAUCUCCCAAUGGCUCGGCAAAUGUUGGCUGAGAACCGGGGCCGGGACAUGAGAAAAGUCUUGAAAAGAAUGGUCGAGAGGGGCGAGGAUCUUGUGGGAAUGAUCCAGGAUGAUUGUGAAAUAUGUGAACUUGAUCUUAAUGACAGCCCUAGAGUCAAAGACUUGCGCCAAAAAUAUAUGAUUCUGGCGGAAUGGAUUCUCGGCAAGCAUAGUGGCAAGGAUAGACAACGAUUUUUGGACAAGUUCACGAAGAGGGUUGAAGAGUGGGGAGAUGAUUUCAGAAAGCUGCGACACGAAAAGGAACUUAAGGCCCGGCGUGAGCGGCCAGCCCAGCACACCCGAGUCCUGCACCUCCCAAGUGCGCAGAGAUGGACCGAUGCUAACCUCAACAAUUUCCAGGACGCAAACAUCGCCCUCAUGCCCUUCCCCUGGAAAGCACUAAGGACGGGGCAGACAGACUCAAUCGUUGUCACAGGCCACUGGGACUCAAACCCGCCAGCAUUCCCCAUCAAUGGGUCCCAAGUCGACUGCAAAUCGAUAGGACAACUUCGCCUUGCCCAUGCCGGCGCCAUCCACAGAGUGCGCGGCGGAUUGCUCGGACACGGCCAGGCUGCGAAGCUUCAGGCGUCGAGGGAAUCCCUCGACAAGGUGGGCCUUGAUGCCACUGCCCUGUUCAUGCGAGAUUUAUUCGGCGGCGAUAGCGAACUGAAGGUGUCUCUGCAACAAAUGAGCGAUUUGAACGAUAGAUUUGCUGGUAAUUACCAGCUCGCACUCCUGAAGGGGCCGAGAGAGGAUAGGAAUAGCUCAUAUUGA
Diaporthe amygdali is the source of this 1461-nucleotide messenger RNA. RefSeq lists its product as uncharacterized. NCBI's taxonomy places the organism in Eukaryota, Fungi, Ascomycota, Sordariomycetes, Diaporthales, Diaporthaceae. The coding region runs from base 1 to 1461 and encodes 486 amino acids. The record is from RefSeq and is a predicted model, not a curated record. The transcript has 5 exons.